This is a messenger RNA of Cuscuta europaea, 1076 nucleotides long. NCBI's taxonomy places the organism in Eukaryota, Viridiplantae, Streptophyta, Magnoliopsida, Solanales, Convolvulaceae. The record is from the annotation of a GenBank genome assembly.
AACCAACACACACCUCUUUCCUUUAUUUAGAUCCGAUCUCUGGUUCUCAUCUAUUUUUCUUAAUCAGCACCAUCCAAGGAUAUCCAUUUUGCCAUCAAAAAUUACUUACACAUUUGUCUGUCAUUCAUCGCCAUUCAAGGUGUUCGUCGUCACUCACAUGACUUGUCGAUUGAAUAAGUGGUGUGUCAUUCAUCAACUUGUGAUAUAUCAGAUUCUCGACAUAAAUCAAAAGACUUUUAGGGAUGGACCGGUCAGAACCGGCGUGGAACUUGGGGCCUCAUUCAUGCCAAGUAGAAGUCCAUGGUGUGAGAACUUGAAGGAGAAUGUGAAUGUAUGAUUUUGGCUACAAAAGCGGUGUUUCGCCUCUCCUAACGCAUUUCCACGAAUGGGCAUUUUUUCCCUGGUUUGGUUUUAAAUUAAAGCAAAGGUCAUGCGAGAAAUAUAUUACGCCAAAUCACAAAUGAUUACCCAAGAGGGGAUCAACUAACCACCCCCUUGGCUCCUCUACUGUCUAUAAAUAAUGCAGCAAGACCAACCCAUUCAUUGUAUAGUCAUAUACAUUUAUUUUAUAACUAUAUUGAGCAAACAAUUCAAUUCAAAGUCGCAUAUAUGGAGAGAGGCAAUAGGGACUUGGCUUGGAGAAACUAUCAAACUGUUCAAGAAAAUCAGAAGCUGAUUCUAGAGAUUGAUCGUUGGAGCAAGAAGAAUGAGGCAUUGAAGGCUGAGAUCAAAGAUUUGCUCGCUCUAAAAGCAAAGUUAAGUGAGAAGCCUGAAGGCUCUGGACACACUAGUGAUCCAACCAAGAUCAAACCCAACCCAUCCAACCCCCCAAAUUAAUAACAAAGUUAAUCUCUUUGUUUAAGAUCGGCCACCCAUUAUUCGAGUGUUUUGCUUUGUGUGUGUGUAGUGUUCAAGGUUUAAUUUGAGUGUUCAGUUGUUGCAGUUGUACUUAUUUGUCAUGGCCGGAAAAAUAUAAAAUGGUUUGGGAAAGAUAAAAAAAAUAAAAACGUGUCUAAUUUGAGUUGUUGUGGUGUGCAUUUUUAUGUGUGUUUGAGCCCAAUGAACACUAGUUGUGG